Molecule: messenger RNA, 3169 nt
Organism: Scomber japonicus (chub mackerel)
Lineage: Eukaryota; Metazoa; Chordata; Actinopteri; Scombriformes; Scombridae
Gene: asap2a
Product: ArfGAP with SH3 domain, ankyrin repeat and PH domain 2a
Exons: 29
Coding region: 89-3058 (989 amino acids)
Biological process (GO): positive regulation of GTPase activity
Cellular component (GO): cytoplasm
Molecular function (GO): protein binding; GTPase activator activity
Source: RefSeq, a predicted model, not a curated record
AUUCUAAAAGUGUACUAGUGACGAGGAGGGGAUUAAGAAAAGUACUUCUUCUGUUUUGUUUUUUUUUAUAUGAGAAAAGGGAUUAAUUAUGCCGGACCAAAUCACAGUUUCAGAGUUUGUGGCAGAGACGAAUGAAGAUUAUAAAUCGCCGACUGCCUCUAACUUCACCACCAGGAUGUCCCACUGCAGGAAUACUGUGACCGCUCUAGAGGAGGCUCUAGAUGUGGACCGCAGUGUUCUGUACAAGAUGAAGAAGUCUGUGAAGGCCAUCUACACGUCUGGUCUGGCUCACGUGGAGAACGAGGAGCAGUACACACAGGCUCUGGAGAAGUUUGGAGAAAACUGUGUAUAUAGAGAUGAUCCUGACUUGGGAUCAGCUUUCCUCAAGUUCUCCGUCUUCACCAAGGAGCUCACUGCACUCUUCAAAAACCUGUUCCAAAACAUGAACAACAUCAUCACCUUUCCCCUGGACAGCCUGCUGAAAGGAGACCUGAAAGGAGUCAAAGGGGAUCUGAAAAAGCCUUUUGACAAAGCCUGGAAGGACUACGAAACCAAAGUCACCAAGAUAGAGAAGGAGAAGAAGGAACACGCGAGGCAGCAUGGAAUGAUCAGGACGGAAAUUAGUGGAGCGGAAAUUGCAGAAGAGAUGGAGAAGGAGAGGAGAUUCUUCCAACUGCAGAUGUGUGAGUAUCUCCUCAAAGUCAACGAGAUCAAAAUCAAGAAGGGAGUAGACUUGCUGCAGAACCUCAUCAAGUACUUCCACGCACAGUGCAAUUUCUUUCAGGACGGUUUGAAAGCUGUGGACAACCUGAAACCUUCCAUAGAAAAACUGGCCACAGAUCUGCACACGAUAAAGCAGGUGCAAGAUGAGGAGAGGAAGCAGCUCACUCAGUUACGAGAAGUCCUCAAGUCAGCGCUACAGGUGGAGCAGAAGGAGUCUAGGAGAGAUUCACAGGUGCGGCAGAGCACCACGUAUAGCCUGCACCAGCCGCAGGGCAAUAAGGAGCAUGGCACUGAGCGCAGUGGGUACCUCUACAAGAAAAGUGACGGGCUGAGGAAAGUGUGGCAGAAGAGAAAGUGCACAGCGAAGAACGGAUACCUCACCAUCUCUCACGGCACUGCUAACCGGCCGCCAGCUAAACUCAACCUGCUCACCUGCCAGGUGAAACACAAUCCUGAAGAGAAGAGGAGCUUUGACCUCAUAUCCCAUGACAGAACAUAUCACUUUCAAGCCGAGGACGACCAGGACUGUCAGAUCUGGAUCUCGGUGCUACAGAACAGUAAAGAAGAGGCGUUGAACCAGGCCUUCAAAGGCGACCAGCAUGUCGGCGAGAACAACAUCGUGCAGGAACUGACCAAGGCAAUCCUGGGAGAGGUCAAGAGGAUGACAGGGAAUGACAUGUGCUGCGACUGCGGAGCGCCCAACCCGACAUGGCUGUCCACCAACCUGGGCAUCCUCACCUGUAUUGAAUGUUCAGGGAUCCACAGGGAGCUCGGAGUCCACUACUCCAGGAUCCAGUCUCUCACUCUGGAUGUACUCAGCACCUCAGAGCUCUUGCUGGCCAAGAAUGUGGGGAAUGCAGGCUUUAAUGAAAUCAUGGAAGCUUGUUUAAGCGCUGAAAAUGUGGUGAAACCCAACCCAGCCAGUGACAUGCAGGCGAGGAAAGAUUUCAUCACAGCCAAGUACACAGAGAAGCGUUUUGCCAGGAAGAAAUGUCCAGAUGCGACAUCGCGGCUCCACACACUGUGCGACGCCGUGAAGGCUCGCGACAUCUUCUCCCUCAUCCAGGUCUAUGCCGAGGGAGUCGACCUCAUGGAGCCCAUACCUCUGGCCAAUGGACACGAACAAGGGGAGACAGCCCUUCAUCUAGCCGUCAGACUGGUGGAUAGAACUUCUCUUCACAUCGUCGAUUUCCUCACUCAGAACAGUUUGAAUUUAGAUAAGCAGACAGCCAAAGGCAGCACAGCACUGCACUACUGCUGUCUGACUGACAACAGCGAGUGUCUGAAGCUGCUGCUGCGAGGAAAGGCGUCCAUAGAGAUCGCUAAUGAGGCCGGGGAGACGCCGCUGGAUAUCGCUCGUAGGCUCAAACACCUGCAGUGUGAGGAGCUGUUGAACCAAGCACUGGCAGGGAAAUUCAACGCCCACGUACACGUCGAGUAUGAAUGGUGUCUGCAGCACGAAGACUUAGAUGAGAGUGACGAGGAUCUGGAUGAGAAGCCAAGCCCUCACCGCAGAGACGAGCGUCCGGUGAGCUGUUACACUCCGAGCAGCAACUCCCACCUCCAGGCCAGUCUGGGCUCCGCUGGCCGCGACGCUGUCAACCUCGGUAAGGACAAGCAGCGCUCCUACAUGCCCAACCUGGUCAACAACGAGACCUACGGCACCAUCCUCAACACCAACCCACCUCAGCCCGGCCUGCCCGGCACCACAUCUGCUCCACCCCUGCCCCCGAGGAACCUGGCCCAGUUAUCUGGUCUCGGAGGAAUUGGUCAGUCUUCACCAUCCAGCAGCUGGAAGCCCGGUUCUUUAGAUCUGGUUGGGCGUCAGAGAUCGUCCUCAGACCCCCCCAACAUGCACCCUCCCAUCCCCCCCAUGAGACUCACCUCAACCGGAGGUCUGGGUCCUUCUUCUGUGGUGAAGAUGGAAGCUUUGAGCCCACACUGUAAGACAGGACAGGGAACACCGGGGUCAAGAGCAGCACCACCCAAAUCACCUGCAGGGAAUGAUAAAAGCUUCAGCAGAGGACCUCUAAAUCGAACGCAAUCUAUUGAAAGACCAGCUAAGGAAGUGCCAGGAUGCCCCCAGAACUCCAUAGGUCAAUCUCUGCCUCCAGCCCCCAUGCCGAGGAAGGCUUAUCCAAAGCAGAGGCCGAAGCGAGUGAAAGCAAUCUACAACUGUGUAGCAGACAACCCGGAUGAGCUGACCUUCUCUGAGGGCGAGGUGAUCGUGGUGGACGGAGAGGAGGACCAGGAGUGGUGGUUGGGCCACAUCGAAGGCGAUCCGAUGAGAAGAGGAGCCUUCCCGGUUACCUUUGUACACUUCAUUGCUGACUGAGAAAGGUCACCGCAGGUCUCAGGAAGUGUCCCGGGAUGCAGCGUCCCCUCCUUCAACCAUCUGUGUCUGUCAGUGUGUGUGUGUGUGUGUGUGUGUGUGUGUGUGUGUGUG